This is a messenger RNA of Fomitiporia mediterranea MF3/22, 929 nucleotides long. RefSeq lists its product as uncharacterized. Lineage: Eukaryota; Fungi; Basidiomycota; Agaricomycetes; Hymenochaetales; Hymenochaetaceae. Bases 92 to 709 code for a protein of 205 amino acids. The transcript has 6 exons. The record is from RefSeq and is a predicted model, not a curated record.
CAUCCCUUUCAGUAGGCCGUCGAGCCGCAGCCGGGUGCUGCUUUUUUCUUUUACUUCUCUCCUUCAAGUCAGCAGCAAAUUUGCAAAUACCAUGGUGUAUUCGGGAAUAGGAAAGACCCGGUUGAAGGUACUCGGCACGCUUUACGUUGCGAACAUUGUCGUCCUUGCGCUUUCUGCGCGCGUCAACCAGUUCCUGAAUUUCUUUUUCAUGGCCGACUUGUUUCCAUUAGGAUUAUCUAUUGCGACAUUGGUUCUACUUUCUAUUAUGUUCAUUCUUGACCUGACAAGGCGCAACCCGAUCACGUCUCGUCCACCGUUUGAAAUCGCCAUACUGUCUAUUCUCACCAUCAUAUGGCUCGCAUCCAAUGUGUUCUCGACGUCUCGCUGGAGAUUCGUUCCUGUAGCGUGCAACAACAUCCCCGACGGCUUUGCUGCAGAAAAGGAAUGGUGCCGUGAUCUACAGGCGUUGAAAGCUUUCGUAUGGAUUGAAUGGGCCAUCCUAUUCCUGGCAACAAUCUUCACAGUCCGUUAUGCUGUUGUCCAACACGCGAAGGGAAAUACAGACAUCUGGCAUACUGCUUUGUCGAAUUACACUCCACGUGCAGACGGAGGGAUGCAUCGGAGAUCGUCGAGUUUUUUCACUAGUUUCGGAGGGAACGGAUUUGUUGUUAGAGACACCCAUAGACCUCAAACCAAUCUUGCCAAUUAAGAUCGCAACUUUGGUUGGAUUUCUAUACCAGCUUAUGGCACGUUGAGCUAUAGCAUCUUUCCCCUAUUCAUUCAUUUUACUCUUUGUAUUGCUGGGGUUGUGUUUUUAUUACCUAGUAUAGACAUGCAGGCACAUGUAAAUAGGCACAAUCUUUACCAGUUGAUGCUCCAAUAGUUGUAGUAUUUAAAAUCAGAGCAAUAUGCUUGCUAUCAAUUACUUG